This is a messenger RNA of Eutrema salsugineum, 2712 nucleotides long. RefSeq names its product lipoxygenase 2, chloroplastic. Lineage: Eukaryota; Viridiplantae; Streptophyta; Magnoliopsida; Brassicales; Brassicaceae. The record is from RefSeq and is a predicted model, not a curated record. Gene Ontology annotation, molecular function: protein binding; metal ion binding; oxidoreductase activity, acting on single donors with incorporation of molecular oxygen, incorporation of two atoms of oxygen. Gene Ontology annotation, biological process: lipid oxidation.
AUGUUUUGUAGAGAGUCUUCCUCGAGUCUCCAGACUUUAAACAUAGCAAAGAGUGUAAACUCUCUAUUCCCUAAUCCAUCAGCACUCAUCAAGCCCAUUUCGGUAGGAGGUCGAGACAAGCUGUGUCGUCGUCGUCGUCAAAACCUCGGAGGACGAUGUAAGGUCACGAGCUCACAGUCUAAUAUCGACCAGAAAGCUAAAAUAGUGAAAGAAAAAGUCAAGAAAAUAAAAGUAAAAGGAUACAUAACGGCCAAAGAAGGGACGUUGCUGGAGGGCCUAGGUUGGACGAGACCUCUCGAUGACAUUACCGAUAUCCGCGGCAGAUCGCUCCUCGUCGAGCUUAUAAGCACCAAGACUGACACUCACACGCUGAUGGAGAAGGAUCCGGUCGAAGACUACGCACAACGUGUAUGGUUCGAGGCCCCGGAUGAGAAGUACGAGUGUGUCUUUGACAUGCCCGAAGACUUUGGAACCGUGGGGGCCAUUAGGGUUCAAAACCAGCACCAUAAAGAGAUGUUCAUCAAGGAGAUGGAGCUAGAGUUACCUAGCGGCUCGGUGACGUUUACAUGUAACUCAUGGGUGACACCAAAGUCGGAUCCAGCCAAGCGAAUAUUCUUCUCCAACAAGUCCUACUUGCCUAACGAAACACCAGGGCCUCUUAAAAAGCUACGAAAGCAAGAGUUGGAGACCUUGCAAGGCAAGAACCGUGAGCGAGAUGGUGAAUUCACCAAGUACGAGCGUGUUUACGACUAUGACGUUUACAACGAUGUUGGUGACCCUGACAGAGAUGUGGAACUUGCACGUCCUGUUAUUGGAGGUCUCUCUCAUCCGUAUCCAAGACGCUGCAAGACUGGUCGUAAACUCUGCGAUAAGGAUCCUUCCUCAGAGAAACGCUAUGGAGAGUUCUAUGUUCCAAGAGACGAGGAGUUCUCUACAGAUAAGGGAAAUAGUUUCACUAGCAAGGCCAUCUUGGCAGCUCUUCCUUCUGUUUUCCCACAGAUUGAGUGUGCUCUUCUUGAUCCUAGGUCACCCUUUCCACACUUCAAGUCCAUAGAAGAUCUCUUUGAAGUAGGCAUCCAGCUUCCUAAAGAUGCUGGCCUUUUACCUAUGAUCCCUAGACUUAUCAAAGCUGUUGCUGAAGCUCAAGAUGAUCUUCUCCAGUUUGAUCCUCCUGUUCUCCUUAACAAGGAUAGAUUUUCAUGGAUCCGAGAUGACGAGUUCGCUCGCCAGACACUUGCAGGCCUUAAUCCCUAUUCCAUUCAACUAGUUGAAGAGUGGCCGUUGAAAAGUGAACUAGACCCUGCGGUUUAUGGUGAUCCCAACUCACUCAUCACUUGGGAAAUUGUUGAAAAAGAAAUCAGAGGAGUCAUGUCAGUUGAUGAGGCUCUAAAGAAUAAAAGAUUAUUCAUGUUGGACUAUCACGAUUUGCUUCUACCGUAUGUGAACAAAGUGAGAGAGUUGGAUGAUACCACCUUAUAUGCAUCUCGAACACUAUUCUUCCUCAGCGAUGAUAGCACAUUGAGACCUGUUGCCAUUGAGUUGACUCGCCCUCCAGAUGUCAACAGGCCCCAAUGGAAGCAGGUCUUCACACCAGGCUAUGAUGCUACCUCCUGCUGGCUAUGGAAGCUUGCUAAGACUCACGCUGUUGCUCAUGACGCUGGUUAUCACCAGCUUAUUUCCCACUGGCUGAGGACUCAUUGCUGUACGGAGCUAUACAUAAUAGCUGCAAACAGACAACUAAGUGCCAUGCAUCCCAUCUAUAGGCUUUUGCAUCCCCACUUCCGUUACACCAUGGAGAUCAACGCUCGUGCACGCCAAAGUCUCAUCAACGCAGGUGGAAUCAUUGAGUCUUGUUUUUGGCCUGGCAAGUAUUCAGUAGAGCUAAGUUCAGACGUCUAUGGUAAACUGUGGAGGUUCGACAAGGAAGGCUUACCUGCAGACCUCAUUAGAAGAGGGCUGGCUGUGGAAGAUGAGACUGCAGAACAUAGAGUACGACUAACGAUACCAGAUUACCCAUUUGCAAAUGAUGGUCUAAUGCUAUGGGAUGCACUAAAAGAAUGGAUAACAGACUAUGUGAACCACUAUUAUCCAGAUGCAGGACUGAUCAUGUUGGAUGAGGAACUCCAAGGAUGGUGGAGUGAAGUGAGGAACAUAGGGCAUGGAGACAAGAAAGACGAACCAUGGUGGCCUGUCAUCAAAACACAAGAUGACUUGAUCAGUGUGGUGAAAAAGAUUGCAUGGGUGGCCUCUGGUCACCAUGCAGCUGUAAAUUUUGGACAAUACGGAUAUGGAGGAUACUUUCCAAACCGACCAACCACAACAAGGAUAAAAAUGCCAGUGGAAGAGCCAACAGAGGAAGAGCUAAAAGAGUUCUAUGAGCAGCCAGAGAAAGUGUUGCUUAAUACAUUCCCAUCGCAGAAGCAGGCAACGACAGUGAUGGUAACUCUGGAUCUUUUAUCGACUCAUUCACCAGAUGAAGAGUACCUUGGAGAAGAGCCAGAAGCAUUUUGGGCCAACGAACCUGUCAUCUAUGCUGCAUAUGAACGAUUCAAAGGCAGGCUUCAAUAUCUAGAAGGUGUGAUAGAUGAGAGGAACGUGAACGUUUCUCUAAAGAAUAGAGCUGGAGCUGGUGUUGUUAAGUACGAGCUUUUGAAACCCAUCUCUGAACCAGGUGUUACUGGAAUGGGUGUUCCCUAUAGUGUUUCUAUCUAA